AUGUCACCGUCUCAGCUUGAUAGAUUAGUGGCAACUAAACAUGGUUGGCAUGUCAAUUUCGAUAAGCAAUUCGAUCCAACAUGGAGACCAUUUGCACGGCCAAGAGUUCGACAACUAGUAGAAUACAUACCAUUGUUUAUGCGAUAUCUUCGUGUAUGGUAUAAACUAAAACGAGCGAAACGACGUGCACAUAUGGAUUUUAUUAAUCCAGUGCCAUUACAGCAAAUAUAUGGUGCUCCACUGGGUGGUUUGGGUUGUGGAACUAUUGGCCGUGGUUUCAAAGGAGAAUUUUGUCGAUAUCAACUAGUACCUGGUCUUUAUGAAUUCCAGACUGUCGAAGCUAAUACAUUUACUGUUUGUGUUCGUCGUCGUCAUACAACAACUUACUGUCAAGUUUUAACACCAAAUCGACUGCGGAAACGAGGAUUACGAACAUGGAAUUGUGCAUUUCCGAAAGAAAAUGGUCAUUACCAAGCUCUGUAUCCGCAAUCAUGGACGACGUAUGAUCUACCCGGGCAAAAGAUUCGAUUAUUAUGCAAACAACUUUCACCGUUUAUACCGCAUGACUAUCAAGAUUCUUCUCUACCAGUUGCUUCCUUCGUUUGGUACAUCGAAAAUCUCGAUGAUGAGCCAGCUGAAAUCAGUUUAAUGUUUACAUGGCAAGCUGGUUCAGCUUCCGAUGAAUUCUUCUGCGAUGCCAUAACACACGAAUCUGUUAAAGUUUCCGAUGAAGAUCUCUCAGCUGCUGGUAUAUCCAUUCGACAGAAACUACGCGAAAUGAAACUUGAAUACUGUAUAUUAGGAAAACAAGAAUCAGAUAAUACCAUCACAACGCGAACAAAUUUUAAUACAGAUUCCGAUACUGAUGGAAGAGACAUCUGGUUGGAUCUAUCCGAUGAUGGUCGAUUGACAGAAAAGGAUACAAAAUAUCCGAAAAUAGGAGUAUUGAACACAGCUAGUUGUGUAUGUAUAACAACCACAGUUGAACCACAUCAAAUGAAAACAUCUGAAUUUGCAUUGUCUUGGAACAUGCCUGAAGUGAAGUUCGGCUUAGGACAAAAAAUCUAUUCGAAAUGGUACACCAAAUGGUUCGACAAAUCUACGUUGAACGGAUCAGUUCUUUGUCUACAUACAUUGAAAAAUCGAGUCAAAUGGGAAGAAGCGAUCGCUAAAUGGCAACAACCAGUUUUAGAUGAUCCAUCGUUGCCAGAUUGGUACAAAAGUGCAUUAUUUAAUGAAUCCUAUUUUAUUGCUGAUGGCGGUUCCAUAUGGUUGGAUGUUAGUGAUGAUGUAACACUACCUGAUCACGUUAGAAAAUGGGGUCGAUACGGAUAUUUGGAAGGUCAUGAAUAUCGUAUGGUCAACACAUAUGAUGUUCAUUUUUACGCAUCAUUUGCUCUAAUUCAAUUGUGGCCACAAUUAGAACUAAGUAUUCAACUUGACUUUGCUAGAUCAAUUAUUUAUGAGAAACUUGAAUCUCGAGUCUAUUUAUUUCAUGGUCAAGCAGGUCAAUGGAAAACAUUGCAUUCUGUGCCACAUGAUCUCGGUGAUCCUGAUGAAGAACCCUGGUUAUUAAUCAAUGCAUAUAUCGCACAUGAUACAGCGGAUUGGAAAGAUCUAGGUCCGAAAUAUUUAUUACAAGUUUAUCGCGAUUAUAUGUAUACGAAAGAUAAAGAUUUCCUUGAUGAUGUUUGGACAACUGUGAAAUUUGUUACAGAUCGUUUGAAAAAACAAGAUACAGAUGGAGAUGGUCUAGUCGAUAACGGCGGAUUUGCAGAUCAAACCUAUGAUGCAUGGACAGUAGUUGGAGCAAGCGCAUAUUGUGGUGGUUUACAUAUAGCAGCGCUUCGAGCGUGUAUUGAAAUGGCUCGAAUCAUGAAUGAUACCAGUGCUGCAGAAGAAUACGAAGUGUGGUUGAAUUUAGCAAAGAAAUCUUAUUCAGAGAAACUAUGGAAUGGUAAAUAUUACAACUAUGAUUCUAGUGUAUCCCUUCAUCACGACAGUAUCAUGUCUGAUCAGUUAGCUGGAUUUUGGUAUCUACGUCUAUCUGGUCAUAAAUAUGAAGAUUUCGAAAAAGAGCGAGUAGAUAGUAUUUUGCGUACAAUUUUCAAAUCGAAUGUAAUGGAAUUCGGCAACGGAAAAUUAGGUGCUGUCAAUGGCAUGACAAAGUCAGGUCAAUUGGAAAUUGUUAGUAUGCAAUCGGAAGAAAUUUGGACUGGCGUCACAUACGGCUUAUCGUCAACAAUGAUCAUGGAGAAUUUUCAAAAAGAAGCUUUUCUUACUUCGGAAGGCAUUUAUAAUACUUGUUUCAAUGUUGCUGGUUUAGCAUUUCAAACACCGGAAGCUCUCAUGAGGGAUUGCCACUUUCGAUCGUGUGGGUAUAUGCGUGCACUGAGUAUUUGGGCAAUUCAAAAAGCUCUCGAGUUAUCUCGAUUAGAAUCGACUAGCACAACUACUGUCAGUAAAGCCAAUCAAGAAUAA
Molecule: messenger RNA, 2481 nt
Organism: Adineta ricciae
Lineage: Eukaryota; Metazoa; Rotifera; Eurotatoria; Adinetida; Adinetidae
Source: the annotation of a GenBank genome assembly